GUCCUGUGCGGGUCCUCGAGCCGGAUGUUGACGCUCCUCCGGAGGGUCGGAGCUGCUAACGUCAAACAGCUGCUGCUGCUUCUGUUUUUCCCGUCAACCAGCGUGAAGGUCAACCGUUAGCGCUCACCUCUCCGACCUACCUGUCAGUCCAGACGUCCAGCCAGCAUGUCCAGUGAUCCUCCCCCUCCGUACCCCGGAGGUCCCAGCGCCCCCCUCGUCGAGGAAAAGAAUGGACAGCCUGUAGUCAGGACGGGUCCUCCACAGGGGCAGCCUUUGCCUCCAGAAUACGGCCCUCCACCCUACGAGGCCACCCAGCCAGGCUUCUUACCCCCACACGUCCCUGGAGAAGGACCGAUGCCCAUGCCUAUGCCCAUGCCUCCACCCCCACAAGGCUGGGCGUACCCACCUCCGCCCGGUCACUUCCCUCACCCGAUGCCAGGACAGAUGGGGCCGGGACCCGACCAGUUUGUCCACAUGGGAGGACACACGGCGACCGUCCUGGCCCCGCCGGGAGCAGCCACCACUGUCACGGUGCUGCAGGGGGAAAUGUUCCAGACCUCCCCGGUGCAGACCGUGUGUCCGCACUGUCAGCAGGCAAUCAUCACCCGCAUCUCCCACGACGUCGGCCUCAUGAACACACUCUUCUGCCUCUUCUGCUGCUUUGUCGGGUGUGAUUUGGGCUGCUGCUUGAUUCCCUGUCUGAUCGACGACCUCAAAGAUGUGACACACACCUGCCCGUACUGCAAGGGCUACAUCUACACAUACAAGCGUGUAUGCUAACCACCGACAGCAGUCUGCGACAGAGACAUGUACACACACGCAAAACACACAGAUGCUCACAGCUCCCUCUGCUGGUAGUGACAAGCUUCCCCCCCCUCCCCUUCCCAUUUUUGCAAUGUGUUGUUUCACCCUAAUAAAUUGUAAGUGCAGUUUUCUCAUUAGUUCACAGAAUAGUUACUGUAUAUAACUUUCAGCAUACUUUUGAUGUA
Molecule: messenger RNA, 989 nt
Organism: Salarias fasciatus (jewelled blenny)
Lineage: Eukaryota; Metazoa; Chordata; Actinopteri; Blenniiformes; Blenniidae
Gene: cdip1
Product: cell death-inducing p53 target 1
Exons: 5
Coding region: 166-780 (204 amino acids)
Biological process (GO): intrinsic apoptotic signaling pathway in response to DNA damage by p53 class mediator
Cellular component (GO): nucleus; cytoplasmic side of lysosomal membrane; cytoplasmic side of late endosome membrane
Molecular function (GO): zinc ion binding
Source: RefSeq, a predicted model, not a curated record